This is a messenger RNA of Aspergillus udagawae, 1833 nucleotides long. RefSeq lists its product as uncharacterized. Bases 1 to 1833 code for a protein of 610 amino acids. Gene Ontology annotation, cellular component: nucleus; cytoplasm. NCBI's taxonomy places the organism in Eukaryota, Fungi, Ascomycota, Eurotiomycetes, Eurotiales, Aspergillaceae. The record is from RefSeq and is a predicted model, not a curated record. The transcript has a single exon. Gene Ontology annotation, molecular function: protein binding.
AUGUUCCUUUUACGGCUGCCGGAUGAUAUUCUCCUCCUGCUGGCUGAUAAUCUGUCGCGAGAGAGGGACGUCAAUGCCCUUGCGCAGACUAGCCAUCGACUUUACCGACCGCUAAAUCGAUUCCUCUACCAGUAUAAUAUCCGACAUUGCCACAGCUCCGCUCUCCGAUGGGGUGUAUCGGUGGGUUGCGAGGGCACCGUUAGAAAAUCUCUAGAGCUAGGCGCACCUCUUGAUUGUAAGCCCUGGACGGACAUAGACAGCGAGACACCCCUGGUGAACGUUGCAUCCGAAAGAGGCUACGAUCGUGUCUUGAAGCUCUUACUGGACUAUGGCGCCAACCCGAACGAGGAUGGACAUUUUCCUCAGGUGCCCCUUUCGUUAGCCAUUCAAAACGGACACGAUGCAGCGGUGCGAGUAUUAUUAGCCCGGGAAGCUACAAAUGUAACCCUGCCGUCCGUCCCCUUCAGUCAACAACCGCUGCAUUACGCGUUAGAACGAGGAUCUCUGGAAUAUGUUCUACUCCUGCUCGGACGAGGCGCAGAUAUUCAAGAGUAUGAGUCUCGAGGCGCCCGGGCCCUUCACCCAGCCGUCAGAAGUGGAAGUAGAGAUCUAGUCGAGUUCCUCAUCGGUCGUGGGAGUGAUCCACUGGUCUGUUGUGGAUAUACGGCUCUAUCGCUCGCUGCAGUCAUGGGGCACCAGUCACUGGUCCAGUACUUUCUCGCUCAUGGCGUGGAUCCGAACAUUCGGGAUCGCGUAGGAUCCACUGCUCUCGGGCACGCAGCCAAGGAAGGCCACGCAGACGUUGUCAAGACGUUGCUUGCAUGGGGCAUCGAGACAGAAUCUCGUGGAGAGGACGGAGAGACAGCUCUAUCAUGGGCGGCCAGACAAAACCACGAAACGGUGGUGGAUCUUCUACUGCAGCACGGAGCACAUCCGACUUCGUCCAACUCUAGCGGGAUAUCUCUGCUCUACUGGGCCGUCACCAACGGUUCCAUCCCCAUAUUCAAAGCUCUCUUGGCGCACGGUGCCAGGCUGGACAUUGGAACCAGUGCAGGAGAAACCCUUCUCCAUAUCGCCGUACGGAGGAACAAUCUGCCGCUGGUCGAGAUGCUCAUACAGCUGGGCAUUGAGGUGGACAAACCAGACAAGACAGGCCAGACUCCUUUCGCCCUGGCUGCGGCGUGCGGUCGCAUCGAAAUAAUGGAGUUCUUGCUGGCCAGCGGCGCAGACAUGACUCUCCGGGAUCACAGCGAUGGAACACCCUUGCUCACAGCCUUCAAGGGACAUCAAGAUGCCGCGGCCGAGUUCUUACUACGACGAGGUGCUGAUCCGAACUUCGCACAUUCCGCGCGACUCUUCUACGCAGCCCAAGGGGAAAUGGUCCGGGUCAUACGGUUUCUACUGGAGAAUGGUGUUGAUCCUGACCCCGUAGAUCACUACAGCCGUACCCCCCUGCUUAUUGCCUGUGAGUAUUUCCGGGAGAAUCGCUGCGAUAUAGCAGAAAUGCUGCUCCGGACCGGUCGCGUGAACAUCCAUGCCCGAAAUGCGGAACAUCGCACGCCCCUUCUGUGCGCGACCAUGGAACAUAAUCCUCAGCUUGUACGGCUUUUGCUCUCCCACGGUGCAAAUGUCGACGAUAGCGACGAAGAGGGGUGGACUUCUCUUGCGGGUGCAUGUGCCUCGGGGGACGAGGAGAUAUGCAGGAUUCUGCUCGAGGCUGGGGCAGACAUCAACAGCCGGGACAACUAUGGACAUACUCCUUUAUAUCAGGUAGGGCAUGCCAGUGAGAGCCUUAAAGAAUUUUUGCUUGAAAUGGGCGCAGAGCUCCGAUAG